UCCAGCUGAGUCGAGAAGUAAUGGCGGCGGAACCUUCGGAAUCAGGGCGGCUGAAAGUCAUCGUAGUCCAAGGGAAAAAUCUCGUGAUUCGAGAUUUCAGAAGUAGCGAUCCGUACGUCGUCGUCAAAUUGGGGAAACAGAAAGCAAAAACCAAAGUAAUUAAAAAUAACCUAAAUCCUGUAUGGAACGAGGAACUCACUUUCAAAAUCGACGCCGAACCUACCGGACUCUUGAACUUCGUAAGUGAUUCCGAAAAAUCUCAAUCGAUCGAUUGCUCUCUGUUUCUGUUUCCACAUCUCAUCAGGAUUGUUCUUGUACAGGAAGUGUUCGACAAAGAUUUGUUCAAGCGAGACGACAGGAUGGGGCGAGCAUCGAUUAACCUUCAACCAAUGCAAUCUGCAAGUCGGCUAAGUAAGAUUCUGAGAAUGUCGACCGGCGAGACGACGCUGAGAAAGGUGGUUCCUGGGAGAGACGACUGCGUUGCGGAGGAAUACUCGAUACGGUGUAUCGAUGGCGAGGUGGUGCAAGAUGUUUGGUUGCGCCUGGGUGGAGUGGAGUCGGGAGAAAUUCAAGUCAGAAUGAAGUAUGUAGAAGAAUAG
Messenger RNA from Cucumis melo (muskmelon), 599 nucleotides. Its product is annotated as protein C2-DOMAIN ABA-RELATED 11. The transcript is spliced from 2 exons. Lineage: Eukaryota; Viridiplantae; Streptophyta; Magnoliopsida; Cucurbitales; Cucurbitaceae. Bases 21 to 599 code for a protein of 192 amino acids. The record is from RefSeq and is a predicted model, not a curated record.